Drosophila obscura is the source of this 809-nucleotide messenger RNA. RefSeq lists its product as uncharacterized. The transcript has a single exon. NCBI's taxonomy places the organism in Eukaryota, Metazoa, Arthropoda, Insecta, Diptera, Drosophilidae. The coding region runs from base 115 to 747 and encodes 210 amino acids. The record is from RefSeq and is a predicted model, not a curated record.
AACACAAUUCUCAGUCGAUAGUAUCUAAUCGAUAUGUAAAGCAGAGGAGCGAAAUUGUAUGUGUUUUGAUUUGUGUUUUGUAUUGUAUUGAAACUUAUCGCCUUUUAUUCAAUAAUGUCGGCAAACUUAAGUAUAAAAGAUAUCGAGGAAAGGCUGGACAACUUCAUUGUUCGAAAACCCAUACAUAGGUCCAAGUCAACUGACGAUCCAAAGCAGGGGCCCAUAAUCCACGAGAACAUUCCGCUGGCCUUAAAUGAUGUAUUGCGGGUGUCAAGAGAUCUGGAAGAGGAAGACGUGUUUACCAUUUCCAUCAACAAGGCCCCAUGCCAUUUUCGUACUUGCAUCGUGUACGCCUUUGUAGCCGCAGAGUGCCCGCACCAUAAAUUAUACCGCAAAUACAUCAUCGACGACUCCACUGCAUCAAUGGACGUGAGCAUUUGCACCAAGCCAUGGAAGAGGACGAUAAUUGCAUCUUUGUACAACGAGGCAACACAGAUGUCGGAAAAGGCAGUCUACAAGGAAAUAUCCGAAAUUAUGAUGCGUCUUCUAACUGCAGCCUCGGGAUAUGUAGACCCCUCUGACAUAGAGAAGGGAAAUAACGUUUUGUUGCUUUGUCGUCCCAACUUCUAUAGGGAGAAAAUAAGCUUGGAGGCCUCUUCCUUUCUCGCCGACAAUGGUAAACUAUGCAACCUUGAAAUUGCAUUUGCGGAUCAUUACAUUGAUUGGCACCAAAGCUACAAAACAUAAAACAAGCUAAUUCUUUUGUAUUGAAUUUUUACUCAAUAAAAAAUCAUGUAUUAAAUAUAGAG